Molecule: messenger RNA, 627 nt
Organism: Trichobilharzia regenti
Lineage: Eukaryota; Metazoa; Platyhelminthes; Trematoda; Strigeidida; Schistosomatidae
Source: the annotation of a GenBank genome assembly
GACUUCGUAGCCUAUUUGAAAGUCGCGUCGUCAGUCAAGUCAACAAUACAAUCAGCUUCAUUUAAUCAUGGAGAAUCAGUACAAUUAUCCAACUGAUGAUAGAAUUCGACAACAGCAAGCCAAAGUCCAAGAGGUUGUUGGGAUUAUGAAGGAUAAUGUUAACCGUGUCCUGGAGAGAGAAACCCGUCUGGCAGAAAUCGAUACUCGAGCAGUUGGUAAAUUUGGUCUCUCGGAAUGUGUUUGUUAAUUGUUGAUCCAUUUGGUUGCCAGUCUUCUAGAAAUUCUUCGGUGUAUUUUCGGUGUUUAUUGCUGUUUGACAUUUCUACAUUCUUCCAACCAAAUUGGUGUCCAUAACUGUCUACAUUCAUCGAUAUGAAGAAUCCAACAGAAAAAAGAAGAGAUAAGAGCAAUACUGUUCAUAAAAUAAGUGUUGCAUAAACUGUAAUAAACACUACAUAUGCGUCAAAAUAGUCUCCCUUUUUGAAUCUCAAUCCAAGAACAUAAAUUAGCUAUGAGAAGGCAGGAUAUGUAUUCUGUCAUAUCGAUCCUUUUAGAUAAUUACAGGCACAAAUUUAACUGGGAUAAUGUAGAAAUGUAAAAUAGAGGAAACACCAAAAAUGCCAGGGA